Messenger RNA from Rhincodon typus (whale shark), 1665 nucleotides. RefSeq names its product cellular retinoic acid-binding protein 2-like. The transcript has 4 exons. NCBI's taxonomy places the organism in Eukaryota, Metazoa, Chordata, Chondrichthyes, Orectolobiformes, Rhincodontidae. Gene Ontology annotation, cellular component: cytosol; nucleus. Gene Ontology annotation, biological process: fatty acid transport. Gene Ontology annotation, molecular function: fatty acid binding. The record is from RefSeq and is a predicted model, not a curated record. Bases 174 to 593 code for a protein of 139 amino acids.
GAUACAGAAAGACAGAAAAAGAAUUACAGAGACAGAAAGAAAGAUAAACAGAGAGACAGAGAAGCAGAGACAGGCGGAGAGCAGGAUAAGGAAAGGGGAAGCCAGACAGAUAUAAAGAAGCCGAGUCUGUGCAAUUGAAGCUACAAUCCCAGAGUUCCGGAACUAUUGCCAAGAUGUCCAGAAACUUCACCGGCACCUGGAAAAUUAAGAGCAGCGAGAACUUCGAGGAGCUUCUGAAACAGCUAGACGUCAGCCUGUUGCUGAGGAAGAUCGCAGUGACUGCUGCUUCCAACCCCAGCGUGGAGAUCAAACAGGACGGAGAGAACUUCUACAUUCGCACGGCCACCCCGGUCAGGACCACAGAGAUCCGGUUCCGGGUCGGAGAGGAGUUCGACGAGCAGACUGUGGAUGGGAGGCCAUGCAAGAGUUUGGCACGAUGGAUUGGGGAGAAUAAGAUGGAAUGCGAGCAGAAAUUACUGAAAGGAGAGGGACCAAAAACCUCCUGGACCCGGGAACUCACCAGCAAUGAUGAGCUCAUUCUUACCAUGACUGCCAAUAAUGUGGUGUGCACACGCCUUUAUGUUCGAAACUGAGUCAGCGAUCAGUCUCUGAAGUGGAAAAACCAAAAAGAUGGAAACUCACCAGAACCUUCACCCCUGACCCCUAUGUCUAAACCCAUUCGUAAAACGCCAACUGGAGAUCCAGAACCAAUCCCCCCCCUCGCCAGAAUGGACUCUUCACUAUCUCCCUCUCCCCCUACCCUUCUUGCACCGCUCGUUCUCUGGAUGGACUUGACCAGAACAGACCACCUCCCAACUCUAUGCCUCUGAAUGCCCUCCCCUAGUUCCUGUUUGCCGCCUUCUGGAAUAGAUCAUCCCAUUUCCCCCAAUCCCAGAAUGACUCCUCCCAUGACUCCUUCUCCCAGGAUAAAUGGAUGGACCGCCCCAUUAGACACCCCUUUCUGUCCCGUUCCCAUUGCUCCCCUUCUCCUGAGAUGGACUUUCCCAUUUGGCCCCACUUCUGGGAUAGAUAACCCCAGAUAAAUGCUCCAAUACGCCCCUUUCCUGGGACAGACCCUUUGUAUCCCCUUGAACCCCAGGACAGACUGUCCAUUUGCCCCCUGUCCUGGGACAGACCACCCAAUUCUCCCCUCUCCUGGAACAGACCCUCCAAAUUCCCUCUCUCCUGGUGGUAUGGGGGGAGAGAGACCCUCCAAACCCCUCACCCUAGGACAGUUCCACCAAUUCCAAUCCCUCUCCAGGUGACACCCUUCAAUUCCCCUCCCUCCUGAGGGAGACCCUCUAAAUCUUCCCUCAGCUCCAGGGCAUACUCUCCAAAUUCUCUCGGUAAUGGUCUGACCUCUGGAUGGUUCUCCCAGGGGAAUGGGGAAAGACUUUUGGAUGCUCUUGGCUGUAUCCUGGCCCCGAUUUUCCCACCCACCAACACCAUUCCCCCCCCCCCCCCCAACCCCACAACCCCCCCCCCCCAAAACUCCCCGCCCUGGUAUCUUCCCCCCACCCCACCGCUGAUCCACACUAGCUGUUUGACACUGUGACCCCUCCUCAGUCCAGCAUGUGCAUCUCAGUCUCCUUUCCCUGUUACGAUCCUCUCACUGCAUGUUUCUUUUUGGUGAAAUAAAUGGUGCACCAGGCUGGUCUCCUGUCA